GUGAAACACAUUUCGGGUAAGUUGUUUGGUCUUGUGUUUGCUGCAAGCAAACUUCAUCCACAUAAACAAGGUUUGCGCACGUAAGCAUGUUACCGCAGCAGUGUUGUGCUGCACGUUGGUAAAGAUCAAGUGAUUUAUCAUAUAGCAACACUUUUAAUUUGUGGAAAACGUAAAUGGAAAGUAUUGAAUUUGAAAACAACUAUAAAAUUCCCUAGGAAAAUGUGAAAAAAUGGAAAGACAAUAUUAUUGAAAGCUGGCAUAGUGAAACAUAAUCUGAAAUGAAACAACUUGUUCAGUUAAUGAUGUGCACAACUCAAUUCUGUUUCUGUCAUGACUCUCUUCUGGUGAGAUCACUUUACCAAAAACUCUAUCAAAUUAAUUCUUGAAGGACUCCUUGGAUGGGAGUUGUUACAGCUACUUCCUAAGUACAGUUUUCACUGUUGUCUUUCUUUUUCUUUUAAUAGUGCCAACCUGUUAUAAAUGAAUGUCAUUUUCUAGGGAAUUUUUCCAUUUUUUCACUCAUCCUAAAGCUGCACUGAAGGAUUCUUCUGUUGCAGCCAAUAGUUAUGUGUGUGUGGUGCAUACAGACCAAACCCGUCGGUGUCCAGAGGCAUCAGCUGAAGAGCUCUAGGUUGAUGUCCAAGACUCUUAAGUUUAUACAUUUUGUUGGCACAGCUUGCAUGUUCUGCAAAUGCCUGGGUGUCAUUAAGUACUCUGCUGCAUCAUUGAUCAGUGGUAAAUAUAAGCCAGUUUGUUUUCCAAAUGGUAAUUGAUUUGUAUAAUUUGUGUAUGCUUGUAGCAAUACUGCCAAAUUCACAGUUCUAUAACUAAAACUAGCUUAUUCUAAUAAUACUGAGAUGUAGACCAUUUUUAAUGUGCUUGCCAGCGGGUGACAGGAGCUUGGCAGAGAAGCCUGAUGCCUUUGGAUGCCUGAGGGAAAACUAAGGUAAUCACAGAGUACUGCUUUUCUCCCUGAUGGAAGGGGCUCGUGCUGCCUGCACUGCACUCUCCUACCCACACAGGUGUGGCUGCUGCGAACUCAUACCUGCCUCUGCAGGUGUCCUGAGAGCUGUGUGGUGCUGAACCCAGCCUGCAGCUGCUUCUUUGGUAACCACGAAAUGGAAAUACUGCAGACUUAGUCAGCCUCGUUUGUUUGCUGUUCUUUUCCCAUAGGCCUGCUUAUGAAUACAGUGAGGUUGUAUGGUAUACAAUACUAUAUUAAGAAAAUACCCUUUCUUAACUGUUUUUGUUCAUCACACAAUUAUUUUUUUUUUGCUUGCACAGGUCAGUCAUUCAGAUGGAAAUAUUUUACUUGCUACAAAAUUAUAACAUCAACAUUAUUGCAGGAUAAAAUUUCUGCAACCUUGGGUGUGAUUGAUCUAAUCAUUGAACUACUUGUUUAUGAACAUACUCCUUAAGAAAUCUUGGUCAUAAGGAUAGAGGAUUUCUUUAUGCUGUACAAAUUUAUUAAUAGGAAUAAUAGAAUUUCAAUAACUGGGAACAAAGUUACAGAAAUAUUUUCACUGACAUGUUCUAUCUAGAAAUAUACAGUGUUCAACAGUCUAAUUCAUUGCACUGGAGAUUGUUUCUUUUCUCUCCUUUCUUUUUCCCCAAGUAAAUGAUUGAGAUGUUAUUGGGGAGCCUUCUAUACUGAUGAAGAAAGAAUAGUGCUGUGGUGUAUGAUGUGUAAAGUGUUGUUUAUCAGGCAACAUAAAAAAUUAUAAACCUGAGCAUGAUCUGAUGUGUCCUAUUUUAUUUCAGUUUGUGUUUCAAUAUAUACCUCUUUUUACAGUCUUAAUCACAAGAGCUUUGUGGAAAAAAAUGAAUGUGCAAUUCUGAAAUUUCACUGGGGACUGUUUCUGUGUUUUGUAUUCUGGUUGCCUGUUCAGAAUAAUCCACAUUUAAAUAAUUCCAGAAGGAACUGUCUGAGCGGAACAAAGACUAAAUAGAGGUAAUACUACAUGAGAGAAAUACUCUGAUAUUCAUUAAUUUAUACCCAGGUUUAAGCUGUAACCCACUGAGCAGAAACGUGUGACUGUCAGGGCCUGUUACCCUUGUCUCAGACUUUUCAUUCCUAACCAGGCUACAGUCUCUGGUGAGAGGAGGUACCAGGUACCAAGGAUCAGAAUCUUUAGAACCAAGGGGAAAACUGUUAACUCUUAGCUACAAGCCCUGGGUACAUUUCAUGUUAUGGCCAAUACAGUAAUUUUACAUGCUAUUGUCAGUUUGCUGCUCUAAUUUGUUCUUUUGCUUUUUAUAUUUAUCAUUCACUGUCUUCUCAGUGUAAGUGACCACAGACCUAAGAAGAGUUUGGAAGAAAAACAAAAGCCUAGAGUGAUUUUAUAAGAAGUUGAUCUUAGAGGAAUUUGAUCUCAGUUUAGGAGGUGUGAGGGAAAAGUCAAUUCAUCUUCAGCUGAAAUUUUAGGCAGGAUAGAAAAGAAUGUAGAUGUACAAAGGUGAGCCUCCUUUACAAAUACCUAAUUCUAUAGUCAUGACUAGGUUAAAAUUCCUGUCCUGUGAUGGAAGCCUUCAGCAUCAUUCUUUAUAUCAAAGUUAAAAUCAGUAUGUUGAAGUAAGGUCUGGAAAAACAAACUAAGUUUGACAAUUUUACAGUAUUUUCUCUGAUAUAUUUCUGAGCUAUUUGCUUUUUUGGCUAUAUAUUUUUUUACGAUGGUUGGUUGAUUACUUUUUAAAGAGAGAAGUAAUCUAUAAUUCAAAGAUGGGCAGGUAACUGAUGCAUUUCUGCAGCUUAGUAUAAGUGUAAAUAUUAAAGUACUAAAGAAAUUCCCAUCUCCCAGACUAACUUAUUGCUAAAAGUUAGAAUAAUUCAUGCUUAAAUUUCUCAUAAACUUUAAAAAAAUGUCCUUGGACUGUUUUCAAAGAACAUCUGAAAAUAAUUUAGACAUAUUUUCAAUAUGUUUAAAAGUAUUUUAGGUGAUUAUUUUCUGAAUGUAAUAUAAGAACAGUUAGAAACUGACUGAUAGAAAUAGUUAAAACCAAAAAUAGCUUCCCAAAUCUACUUCAGAGUUCUGAACAUAAAAUGAGCUGUUCUUCUUAAACAGUAUCCCCAAAUGAUAUCCUUUUGUAUUCACUUCCUCCAGCAUUCCUGUUUUUCUUCUAAUUGAUGUGUGAUUGUUUUUUUUUUCUUCUGUGGUGUAUGGCUUUUUUUCUUUUGGUUAGUACUUUGGAUUGGCAGUUUUGAUACUGCUGUAGUCAGAUUUGAACUGGCCAGUUUUCCUGGGUGGAUUAUAAGAGAAAUUAUUUCUGUGCUAUGCCAUUGCCUUUGGUGCAGUUCCAUAAUUUAUGGAAAUGAGAAAAUCUCAACUGCAUUGCACUUCGUGCAUGUCAGCCAGAAGAGGGAGCCAGUAUAAACCCAAUGGCAGUCAAUGAACAGAUUUCAGUUGAUAACAACAAAUGUUUACACAUUUGAAGGAGACUUCAUACGGUGUUUUAUAGUCUAUACUGAAUAAUACAUAAAUUUUAAGGGGAACAGAUGCUAAAACAUAGGAAUUGCUCCUGUAAUUUAGUAACCUUGUUCCAGUGGAGGCCAAUACAAGGUUGUUUCGAUGAAAAAAUGAUGCUCUCAUCAGGCUUGUUUGUGGUAGAAGUAGUAGGGAUACAUCUUUAUUCGCUAUUGAAAUGCUUAUGGUAGAAAUGAAAUUUUUUUUGGUUAGGAUGCAAUGGAAAAAGGGUAAAUAUUCUUGUUACAAACAAAGGAUUGCUCCUCCAAAGCACUAUAUAUAAUUUUUUAAAAAAGUCAGUAUUGUAGCUUCUAGUGUUUAUAUCCUGAAAUGUAAAGACUCUUGUUCUAGGUAAUAGGAGAUUAGUAGAUUAUUCUUUUUCAUCUAAAUAUGUACUCCUUUCCUCAUCUUCCCAUACUUCAGUACCUUGGCAAUAUUCCUGGUGUAUUGUUAAAAAGAAAAAGAUGUUGCUUUUAUACUUUUCCUUGUGGUAUGGGAUGAUGUGAACUCCUGAUUGACCUCUCAUCUGCAGUUUUGGGGGUUUUUUUAAUCAAGUGCCAUGCUGGGUAUUCCCCUUGGAAAACUCAUGUCUUUCUGUUGGAUUUCUCCAAAAUCCUUUAGGUUGCUGCAGCUUUGGACACUGUGCUUUUUCUCUGACAUUGAAUCAAAGAAGAGCUUCUUCCUGUCUUCAGUCCCCUUUUUUUAAUCCUCAUAUGUAAAGAAAUUUAAAUCAAUUUAUAGUGUUCUAGGGAUCAACCUAUUUCAUGGAGUUAUUUGGAGCUUAUACAGCAUGUCUGAGAGUGCUUGUGAGUGGGAGUCAUAAUAGCAGUGUUAAAAGGCUUAAAUGACCAAGAAAAGCGCCCUUCAUAGCCUUCUGCAGCUGAUGGAUAGGGUUGUGAGCAAAGCAUGGGUCCCAAGGAGCCUGAGAGCUGCCCCUCCUUCUCACAGGAAGCAGUGAGGCUGGUACAGGAACAGAGAUGCUUGAACUAGAUCCACCUUGGUUAAAAAAAGGGAGCAGCAGCAUUAAUUUGCUAGAAUAUUCUGAGGUGAAUUUAUUCCUGAAGCUGCAGUUGAACUGAGUCGUCACAAUGAAGAGCCUGGCUAGUUUAGGUGGAACUGAUUUCACUUUCUCCAGUAUUAAUCCAAGUUGUGAACAUUGUCUUAUUCAGUAUUUUCCAAGCUGUGUUGUAUAAAUCAUGCCAUAAUAAAUAGAUCUUCACUGAUGCAAGGAUUCAGAUUGUAUUCUUUGUUAUUUUUACUCAAAAAUUUGAAAGUGAUGGGCAUCAGAAGGUCUGUUAGAUUUUCAUAGUGAUCCAUGGUCUGUGAAGUUUGAAAACUGAUGGUGCAUCUUUUACUGCAAAGACUUCAUAUUUUUUUCAGACUUUGUCUUACUUUUUGUGUUCCAGCUAAAAAACCCAAACAAACCAACAAAUCUGUUCAGAAUAAAGCCAUUAAAUCUAUUCAAUGCAAUAUUUAAAUUGUGCAGGAGAAAAAAAAAGAAAAAGAAAGUGUCCACAAGUGUAUUUGGGAAGUCUAAGGUACUUAAAAGUCAAGGAAUUUCUACUGCUACAGAAACAGAAGUUUAUGAUAAGUGUCUCAUUAUUCAGGUAUCUGUGUAGCAGUGUUACUUUUUCUUUCUGGUUUGAAAGCAUCUUUAUUGUUUUCCCUUUUCUUACAGAAACACUUUGAUUAGGUUAAAAAAAAACAACCCAAAAGCCAGCCCUCCACCCCUGAAAAACAACAGAGGUUACUUUUCUUUGCUGUAAUUGGAGAACUAGAAUGGAAGGAUGUAGAAAUUAGGGAGACCACCUUAAUUACCUUCAGGCUUGUGGGUUGAAGUAAGUUUUUUGCCGUUUUCUGCCCCCAAAAAUCCUAAUUGAUAUGCAGUGAAAAGCCUUCUGUCAUGUGGCUGUGUAUCUCUUUGGUAUGUGAAGCUGGCUGCAUCGGGGUGUAUAGUUACACCUUGGAGGCUGACUGGGACUGAAAUUAGGUUUUCUCUUUGAGCCAUCUAUUGGUGGCAUCAUCUUCAUUCCUGAUCCAUUCAUUGAGUCCUGAGUUCCACAGCCCAUUUAAAAUGUUGUGGGAAGGAUUUGCUAUUUGUAAGUGGAUUCAGAGUGCAGCUGUUGGUUCAUUUUUAGAGAUAUUUAUUCGGGCCAGUGAGACAAAAUGUAUUUGGUGUGGCAAGGUUGUGUGUAGUCACGUGCAGAUCCUCAUAUAGAGAUAAUUUUAAAUGCUGGUUUGCCUGAGAGUAUAAGUACAUGAGUAUGAUUUAUUCAUUAUCUUAAUCACUGGUGUAUGCAUGAGUGGCAGGAGGAAUACACAACUGCAUUGUGGAAAGACAGGAUAUAGUUACAGAUCUCUCUGAUCUGAAACCUACUAUGAAUGCCAUCCUGCAAAGAAGCACUUCAUUUUGAAUAUGAAGUAUAUGGAUAAUGAAGGGAUGUGAGACUAAAAAGUCUGUCAAAUGAUUGAGGAAAUGUUGAGGUCUUUGUUUAAGUCACAAAUGUGACUUCUGUCCUUCAUGCCAGGCUGAGAAAUGCUGGAAAGUGCUUUUGAAGGACCAUAGCUCUAUUUGUACUUGUCCAGUUAAAACUCUGUGUCUUCUUGUCAUUACAUGUUAUCAAAUUUUAAUUUAUUUUUAAUUUUAUUUUUAUUAUGAGCUAAACUGUGAGUAAACUUCAUGCCGCGUGGUUAGGUCACUUCAGUUCCUUUCUGCCUUCUCCUUUGUAAUGCAGUAUCGGUCAGAUAUGCUGAUAAAUCCUGGGAAGUGUUAAUUUUUUCAACUUUUUCAUGGUAAUCCAAUAUUCAAUGUUUUGCGUACCUUCCCUCAAAGAAAAAUCUUCUUGUCCUUACACUCAACAGACACGUAGGUACUCAAUUUAUGACUACAGGAAAUUUCUUUCCUGCUUGUAGUACUGACUGAUCGUAUUCAAUACAAUAAGAUAGUGCAUGCUGGUUUAGUCUGCACUGAAGGAAUGAAUGUACAUGAAAAUGUCGUCUUGGAUAUGUCAGUGUUUUAUGCAAGAUGUUAGGUAUUUUUUUUCUCCAUUUGCUCAGAUAUGUGCUUGAGAAAAAUGACAUCAAAAAGGAGUGACUGUAGGUGAUUCUUCAUUUUAUUCAAGCUUUGACUUUCCUGGCUUUAUGUAUACAGAAAUGUUGAAAUGUUUCUAAUCCAAGACAUGUACUUAGCACAGUUCAAUUGUUGUAGUAGUGAAAUUGGCGUAUCGGUUUAAAGCUGCUCGUAUUGACAUAGCAAUGUCAGUGAAUGGAAAGUCAGGAAUAAAUAUUAAUACAACUGUAAGGUUGUUUUUUUUUUCUUUAUAUAAUCCCAUCUGCAGCUGAUGGAGCCUCUAUGGAGAAUACCAAAGCCUCCUGAUGCCUGACUGUGAGGGGGAGCUGUUGUCUUGCCUGUUUCAGGGGCUUCCCUAUGGCUGUGCUUUCAGAGCCUGUCUGAACUGGACUAGAGUCACAUCUGUCCCCAAAGUGACCCAGCCCUGUUCCAUGUGCCAGCUCAUCUCUUGGAGCUGCUAGUAUGCUGAUAUUUGAUUGCUAAGCUGAGCUUCACCAUUUUCACAUCACUCAGUUUCUUCCCUUCUCCUGAGUUACUGCCCAUGUGGAUCCAUCUCCCAGCCUGGCUCAGUACACUGCUGCAUGGACCCUUGUCCUGGCUUGGAGAAGGAGCCUGUGACUUGGAGGCACUUGGAGAUGGUGGCCAUGGCUGGUUUGGCAGGAUUAGGGCUUAGGCAGGUGACAGGGCUGCAUUAUGACUCAAUGUAUUUAAUGGUUCUUGCAUAUAUUUUGUUUCCAUAUCCGAUAGAAACCACUGAAAUAGAAUUUUGCUUUAGACUGUAAUUGUGAUAGCAACAUUUCAGAAAUAGUAAAACAGUAAGGCAAAGUAUUUCUAUGUACUUGUUGAUACAAGUAUGCUGUGUUUUGAAGGCUAGAAUCCCGACUGUCUGUUCUUUGCAGUGGUCUGAGGAGCCAGUCUUAAGCUGAAGGGAGGAGUGAAGGGGAAAAGGUGGAAGAGAGUUUCAUGUCCUAAAAUACUGCUGAUAGGUAAAAUAACAAAUGUAUACCUUCUAAUGUGUAAGUACAGUGUACUCUGGUCCAAAGAGGGAACCCUUCUGUUGCCUAAAGGGUGUUUCUGGCUUAGUGAGUAAGUGAGUCAGUCAGUAGAAAAAAUAGCUACCUGUGUAGGGUUGUUCAGAGCAAGAACCUAAUUUAGCCAUGCUGUGUUCCUCUGUGAGGGAGCCUGUGUCUCUCCACUGGCCUCCCGGUGAGCCUAAGACAAUUAUCCUCCCUAGGCUAAUGCUGGCCUCUCUGAAUUCCCCUGGCUUUCAAAACCACAUGCUGGGUGACCAAUCUGCCUUGCUGACAGCAAAUUAGUUGUAGGGUGGGUAUUAUCUUCUUCUAGUCAAGGUAGGAUUAAUGUCAGUAAGAAGAAGGGGGUUUAAUCUUUCAGAUGAGCACUUGAAUAAAGAAUCUGGUAUUUAAAAGUGUGAUACUUUGUUUGUCAAGCUGCUGCCUUUUGGUUAGUAAAGGCAUUUUUGUUAGACUGGUGGAGAAUUGUUUUAUUUGGUAUUUAUACAUUCCCUUUUUAAUUUAGUAUUUUCUGCAGCACACUAAGAAGAUUAAGAGAAGAAAUGUUUUCUAAAUCUGCCAGCAAUCUCCUUGUGGCUAGCAAGACAAACUUGAAUGCUACUGGAUUUAUUUUUUUUUAUAUCUUCAAUCCACUGUGGUGCUAGUUUGCCUGCUGUCUAAACUCAGACUCUUCAUUCAUUGUGUCUGUAGGAAAUGUGUUAGAAACUAGUCCUAAUUAAUUGCAUCUAGCAUUUGUGGAAUACCAGAGAUUCACUUGAACUUUUUGUUUAGAGCAUUUAGUGCUCUGAAGGCAUCAAACUGCAGUUAAAACAACUUCUGUGGGCAUCCAUGAGUUGUUAAGGUUACACACUAUUCGUGGCAUCUCCUGAGUAAGAGCUAUUUAUGUUGAGAGGCUUAAUGGAAAGAAAAUCUCAGUGCAUAUUUUUUUCCCUCUGUGUGUGCUUGAUUGACUAGGGAAAGGUAGAAGAGGAGGGAUAGGAAAGAGCACUAGAAACACUCUUCACAGCUGGCUCUCCCUACGCUCAAGACUUCACCCCGGAUAUGGGGGUUUUGUACAGCUGUAAGGAUUCCCAACAAAAAUACUCUUUAGAUUGUAAAAUCGUCUGCUUGUCUCCCCAAGACUCAGAGCCUCCAACAAUGUUCUUUAAUGAAUGUGUUUUAUUGGCCUCUCUGAAAGGAUAUAGAUUUGCUAGUAUGUAUCUGGCCAGGAUCACCUGGCCAGAAACAUAUGGAGAUUUGCAGAAAACAGGAAUCUUCAACUUGCAGCAGAUGUGGUGGGGAACAGUGUCUGAAUGAAGAGCAAGUCUGCCACAUCCCAAAACAGCUGUCCCUGUGUUUCAUAACUUAUCUGGAAACCCCCUCCUGAGAUAAUGAAUCCUUACAUGCCCCAUAGACAAACUUGUUCACAAAAAGGAUGCUGUGUGUAGGAACAUACAGGAAAAUGGUAGUCCUUAAAUGAAUAUGAACUUGUACCCAUGAUGAAUUGUACCCAUGGGUACAAUAUGAACUUGUACCCAUGUAAACAGCUUAAACGGCCAGGGUUUGUUUUACGAUUUUUUUUUCUUUGUUUGUUGGUUUGGUUUGUGGGGUUUUUUUUUGUUUGGGGUUGGUUGGUUGGUGUUUGUUUUGGUUUUUCUGUUUCUGUUUUUUGUUUUUGUUUCUUUUUUGUUGUUUUGGUAUUUCUUUUACACCAUCCAAAUACUAAAACGUUGAAGUUCUGAUCAAUGCCAUUGAGUUCAUUGUGUUUUGUAGUUUUUGGGGUGUAAUUUACAUACACUGUACAGAGUACUUUGUUCUGCACGAUUACUUUCAAAGUAACUGAAUCAGAAAAGGAAACAUGCUUAUUUUGUAAAGUAUUAUUUUCCUAUAGCUAAUCAUAGUAUUUGAUGAUGGAAAUAAACCAGAUUUAAUUAUUUGAGCAUUUUUAUUUUUACAGAGAUUCAUCUCUGCAUUUAGUGAGCAGAAUUUGUAUAAAGUCACAGUCUUUAUGUUUGUUUUUCACAGUGCAGACUUAGCAGUUGUUCUCCAGCAUUAAAGAUGGUGAAGGUUUACAGCUGUUUGAGCGAGGCCAUCGCACUGCACACAAACAGGAGUGUCACACCAUGGAGGCAGUGAGGCUCGUGGAGUUCAACCUGAAGCAAGUGCUCACGAAGCUCAUGACUCACAUCUUUGGUGAUGGACUGCAAGUCAGAUGGGUAGAUUGCUACUUCCCAUUUACUCACCCUUCCUUUGAGAUGGAGAUCAACUUCCAAGGAGAAUGGAUGGAGGUCCUGGGCUGUGGGGUCAUGGAGCAGCAGCUUGUUAACUCAGCUGGUGCUCAUGAUAAAAUUGGCUGGGCAUUUGGCUUGGGUUUGGAGAGGCUGGCCAUGAUCCUGUACGAUAUCCCUGACAUCCGACUGUUCUGGAGUGAAGAUGAACGCUUCUUGAAACAAUUUAUUGGGCCUCACAUUUGGCACAAAGUAAAGUUCCAGCCACUCAGCCGAUAUCCGCCUUUGAUCAAUGACAUCUCCUUCUGGCUGCCUUCUGAGACAUACUCUCAGAACGAUUUCUAUGAUUUGGUUCGAACCAUUGGUGGAGACUUGAUAGAAAAGGUUGUCCUACUGGAUGAAUUUGCCCAUCCAAAGACGAAGAAGGUCAGCCACUGCUACCGUAUCAUUUACCGGCACCCGGAGAGGACGCUAACGCAGGACGAGGUGCAUCGCAUCCAUCAGGCUAUUGAGGAGUCAGCAGUUCGGGAGCUUGGGGUGGAGGGCAGGUUCUAGCAGUGCUGCUCUGGAGCCCUGAGGACAGUCGCUUUUUUCUUUCUUUUUUUUUUUCCUUUUCUUUUCUUUCUUUUUUUUUUUCUUUCCUUUUUUUUUUUUUUUUGGGGGGGGUGGUUUUAGGUCACAAGUAGAGAGAUGGGGUUUGUGACUGAACACAGAAAGCGAUUGAUGAAUGGGCAAUGGUAAAACUGGCAGGUAAUAAACAUUACUACUGAGAAAUCAUUGAUGAAACGCUGGUGCUUUAUUUUAAGAAAUGGGGGAACAGCAGUAAUGUAAGAUUUCCCUCCUGUUACGAUAAGAAAUACACAGCCUGGUGGUUUUCUGUGUUGUUAAUUGGUCCCUGGGUUCCAUUAAACUGUAAAUACUUGGCAUUAUUUCUGUGUUGACAGGAUCUUCUGUCCAUGUAACAAGUGAAGCAAAUCAGAGACACAGAUUAGUUCAGGGAAGAAAAACCCAUCCUGCCCCACCCCACCC
Messenger RNA from Motacilla alba alba, 10798 nucleotides. It is a transcript of the gene FARS2, whose product is annotated as phenylalanyl-tRNA synthetase 2, mitochondrial. The record is from RefSeq and is a predicted model, not a curated record. Lineage: Eukaryota; Metazoa; Chordata; Aves; Passeriformes; Motacillidae. The transcript has 6 exons. Gene Ontology annotation, cellular component: mitochondrion; cytoplasm. Gene Ontology annotation, biological process: phenylalanyl-tRNA aminoacylation. Bases 9665 to 10324 code for a protein of 219 amino acids. Gene Ontology annotation, molecular function: ATP binding; tRNA binding; phenylalanine-tRNA ligase activity.